AGAAACAAGAAGUACUUCCUGUCGUGUGUGUCUCUCACGGCUGUGGUCAUUCGGGGACCACAAACUGUGGUUAUUUAACACUAGUUUCUGUUAUUUUCAUGUCGGAUUCUUACUCGUUUUACUAACAUCGGGUGAAAGCAGCUCAUGCUCCCGCAGGAUGACCUCCUCCGUGGGGCUGUACACCCGCCUGGCCACGGUCAUGGAGUCUCUGGUCCACGCUGCGGUGGCCGAGCUCAAGAAGCUGGUGGAGGACGGCCCGAGCUCCAGGACCGGGGGCUCCAGGACCGGGGGGUCCAGGACCGGGGGCUCCGGGACCGGGAGCUCCAGGACCAGCGGACAGGAUCCGGCCAGAAUGCGGGCGGAGAGCCGGCAGUGCACGGUGCUGUUUGCCUCCAUCAUGGAGACUCUGGGGAACGAGGCUCUGGGGAAGAUCGUGAACAUUGUGAGUGAAGCCCAACUGCUGGUGGAGUUGGAGUCGGGAAGAGGCGGCAAGAGGCCGCAGACCAGCGUCCUCAACGUCCUCAACGACACACGAGUCGAGCAUGAACACUCGUACGGGGUCCCUCUUAAGACCAGCGGCUCAGACCAGUCAUCUCAGCGAACCAAAGCAGAGGAGCAGGAGAGAGUGGAGACUCCGUUUGUCCUGGCAGUCACUGUUAAAGAUGAACAUGGAAACAUCAACCUGGGAGCCAUCGCUGAGAGAGCUCGAGUCGAAGCCGCUCAGCCGGUGACUGACCCGGAGAAGUCGCCGCAGAAGGUUCCAAAACCACCGGACUUUCUUCUGCAGAGCGUCACCUGGAAAUACUUCAUGUGCACGGCCUGCGGCAAGUCCUUCACGUCGCAGAGCAACCUGAAGUCGCACCAUCUCAUCCACACGGGGGAGAAGCCGUUCUCCUGCGUCGUCUGCGGCCGAGCCUUCCGCCAGCGGCAGAGCAUGCAGAGCCACAUGCGCACGCACACCGGCGAGCGGCCGUUCGAGUGCCCGGAGUGCGGGAAGCGCUUCUCUAAGCAGGCGCAGCUCAAGACGCACUCCAUCAUCCACACGGGAGAGAAGCCGCACGGAUGCGAAGUGUGCGGCCGCCGCUUCAACCUGCUGCAGAACCUGCACCGCCACGCGCACACCCACACGGGCGAGAAGAUGUUCGUCUGCAAGGUGUGCGGCAAAGGCUUCACGCGCGCAGUCACGCUCAAAACGCACCAGCUCAUACACACCGGGCAGAAACCCUUCGAGUGCGAGCAGUGCCCCAAAACCUUCCGCCACGCCGUCAACCUCAGGAACCACCAGAGGAUCCACAGCGACGUGCGUCCGUUCAGCUGUGACCUCUGCGGGAAGAGCUUCCGCCAGGCGGUGAACCUGAAGAUCCACCGCAGGAUUCACACCGGCGAGCGUCCCUUCAGCUGCCAGGAGUGCGGGAAGACGUUCAGCCAGCAGAGCAGCCUCAUCUCCCACGGUCGCACCCACUCCAAAGAGAAGCCGUUCGAGUGCGACUCCUGUGACAAGAAGUUCAACAACACUAACAGCCUGAAGCUGCACAUGCGCGUCCACACGGGGGAGAAACCGUACAGCUGCGACAUCUGCGGGAAAACCUUCAGCCAGGGCAGCCACCUGAGGACGCACAAGAGACACGUCCACGCCGGUGGAAAGCAGUACAUCUGCGACAAGUGCGGAAAGAGAUACUCAGACCAGCGCAACCUGAAGAUGCACAAGUGCGGCUACGCGUGACUGUCGCACACAUCCAGGGCUCAGUCGAGCACAUCAGGAAGUGGAGUUUGGAACAUGCGGAGAGCACAAUGUACGAGUUGAAUGUCACGAAAUGAUGUUUGUUUCAGGCAGAUUUUUUUUCCCCAGAUUAUCAAAAGAGAAAAAGAAAAAAAAAAGAUGAUGUUGUCAAAGUGGGUGGGGCCAGUUUUUGUGCCCUCAGUUUAAAUACUAUUAUGCACGACGAUAUGAACCCCACUCAUUUAAACACGAUGACUUCUGUUGGUUGGAACCGUGAAAUUAAAUGAAAUUAAACCUGUAAAUGUGUAAAUAUGCACAUUGUUGAAUUUUGUAAUUUUAUAAAUUAUAUUUUUCACGUGUUUGAAAAAUAUGAAUUAAACCUUUUGAACAUCUGAAGAAGGA
This is a messenger RNA of Mugil cephalus (flathead mullet), 2122 nucleotides long. RefSeq names its product zinc finger protein OZF-like. The record is from RefSeq and is a predicted model, not a curated record. Gene Ontology annotation, biological process: regulation of transcription by RNA polymerase II. The transcript has 5 exons. The coding region runs from base 158 to 1723 and encodes 521 amino acids. Gene Ontology annotation, molecular function: RNA polymerase II cis-regulatory region sequence-specific DNA binding; DNA-binding transcription activator activity, RNA polymerase II-specific. Gene Ontology annotation, cellular component: nucleus. NCBI's taxonomy places the organism in Eukaryota, Metazoa, Chordata, Actinopteri, Mugiliformes, Mugilidae.